GGCUGCCAGCUGCCCUCCGAGUGGAGACCGCUGAGCGAGGGCUGCCGCGCGGAGCUGGCCGAGACCAUCGUGUACGCCAAGGUGCUGGCCCUGCACCAGGAGGUGCCCGGCCUCUACAACUACCUGCCCUGGCAGUACGAGGCCAGCGACGCGGGGCUCUUCUACUCGGCCGAGAUCGAGAUGCUGUGCGACCAGGCGUGGGGCAGCAUGCUCGAGGUGCCGGCGGGCUCCAGGCUCAACCUCACCGGCUUGGGCUACUUCUCCUGUCACUCCCACACCGUGGUCCAGGAUUACUCCUAUUUCUUCUUCCUCAGGAUGGAUGAAAAUUAUAACCUCUUGCCUCAUGGAGUCAAUUUCCAAGAUGCCAUCUUUCCUGACACUCAAGAAAACAGAAGGAUGUUUUCCAGCCUUUUCCAGUUUUCCAACUGUUCCCAAGGGCAGCAGCUGGUGACUUUCUCCAGUGACUGGGAGAUCCAAGAAGACAAUAGGCUCAUGUGCUCCUCGGUGCAGAAGGCCCUGUUUGAGGAGGAGGACCGCGUCAAGAAGCUGCAGCAGAAGGUGGCCACCCUGGAGAAGCGGAACAGGCAGCUGCGGGAGCGGGUGAAGAAGGUGAAGCGGUCCCUGCGGCAGGCGCGGAAGAACGGCCGCCACCUGGAGCUGCUCAACCACAAGCUCAGCGAGAAGCUGGUGGCCGCAGCGGGCGCGCUUCCACACAUCAACGCCCUGGGGCGGGAGCCCGCGGGGGGCCCCCUACCUGCGGGGCUAGCUGGGCGCCAGCCUCGCGCAGCCAGCGAGCAGAAACGGAGGGCGGGCGUGGCUGAGCACAGAGUAUUUUAUUCUGCAGUUGGUAGACUCUAGUUGGCUCCAGGGCAAGUCUUGCUCGCUCUCCCCAGCCUGGUCCUCCACCCAGUGCUCCAGUACCCCCAGUGCCACGUGCUUGCCUGGGGCCUGCCCCUGGCUUCCAGGAGGAGCCUUGCCAAGUGCACUUAAUAGGGAAAGGACAUUUUAGACUCUCUAGUGGCCCAAGAACUCAAGGGGUUCUGCCUUUGUCUUAGAAGAGCCGCAGUGUGGUCCCAGCUGUGCGCAGCCGGACAACCAUCAGUGUGCAGGAGUGGUCUCAAGCUAGGUCGUGGAACCUUCUAAGGCCGUUAAGACUUACUGAGUUCAUCACAGGUCAGGGAGUGGGGUGGCAGGAAAUUAAACAAGAGUCACACCUGAUUUCCCACACCAGCUACCCAGAGUGUGGAUUCCUAAGGCUCACUUUAAUCUAAAGGAGAUGUGCCUUUAUGGGCCUAGUCAUGUUUCAUCGAACCACGUUCCCAGGUGGGAAAAGCCUGAACAGCAUCUCAGAUAUCUCAACACUAUAAAUUCCACAGGGGAUGCUGCCCAGAGGCACCCCACCACCUCCAAAACUACAGGGCCCCGUCACACCGUCCUCUCUGUUGGAAAUGGCAUUAGUGUCAGAUUUCCAUCCACUGCCUUUUGAAAACCCACAUCCUUUUUGCUCUAGCAGCUCAUCUGGGGCCUGAGCAGCCUGUCCCUGAGUUUUGGUGGCAGGCUGCUGCCUCGGGGAGACAUUUGCACCCCGGACUGCACAGCAUGGGGACUUCUGCUCAGAGGCUCCUCAUGGCCGCACUCCACCAGCACUUUAUUCUUCACAGUGUGGUGCCAUAGAGGGUGCGUUUUCCUGUUUCUUGUCUGGGACAUUUUCAUUCUAGCAGUUUUGCUGUCACCCAAGGGAAGGACAGACCUAAGGGUGAUUUGCAGCCCAUGCUUGGAGAGCUGGGGGAGCGGGAUCUCUACAGAUGCACCACAUUUUGCCUUUUCAAUAAACAUGAGCAAUAUUUCAGCCACAACCAUAAAA
This is a messenger RNA of Vicugna pacos (alpaca), 1864 nucleotides long. RefSeq names its product coiled-coil domain containing 3 (gene CCDC3). The record is from RefSeq and is a predicted model, not a curated record. Gene Ontology annotation, biological process: negative regulation of gene expression. NCBI's taxonomy places the organism in Eukaryota, Metazoa, Chordata, Mammalia, Artiodactyla, Camelidae. Gene Ontology annotation, cellular component: extracellular region.